Messenger RNA from Scomber scombrus (Atlantic mackerel), 1227 nucleotides. RefSeq names its product T-cell-specific surface glycoprotein CD28-like. The transcript is spliced from 5 exons. The record is from RefSeq and is a predicted model, not a curated record. Gene Ontology annotation, cellular component: external side of plasma membrane. Gene Ontology annotation, biological process: T cell receptor signaling pathway; regulation of T cell proliferation. NCBI's taxonomy places the organism in Eukaryota, Metazoa, Chordata, Actinopteri, Scombriformes, Scombridae. The coding region runs from base 55 to 630 and encodes 191 amino acids.
UUAAUACUGAACAUUCAAUUAUUGACACUGAUCAAUCGUGGUCACAAGGACAAGAUGAGAGUUGGGGUCCUCUGGAUGGUGAUGGUGUGUUUGAGUGACAGAAAGAUCACAGCAUGUUCAGUUAACACCACUCGCACAGUGUCAACAACACUCAGUAAAGUUUCUGUAUCCUGUCCGCCAAACGAUGACAACAACUCAGAGCUCAACUACCUGCUCCUUUUCAAUGGCAAGUGCAUCAGCCGAAUACAUCUGCCCACGGCGCGUGAUUCAAAGGGCUCCUUCUCUGGUCAGUAUGAAGUCAUAGCCAACAUCAGUGGAGUGUACAUAUGUAAGAUGGAGGUUCUCUAUCCUCCACCGUACAAAGAGUCCUGCCACUCCACUGAAGUAGUUGUGGCAGAAAAGCAGAAAACCAAUGAAACCUCCACAGAAGUAAAUCAGAACUGUCAAGUCAAGUCUUCACUCAUACCAGAGGUGGUGUUGUGGGCAGGAUGUGGUGCUCUAUUGUUCUACAGCCUGACAAUAACCUGCAUCAGCAUUGUUCUAUGGAGGAAGCUGAAGAAUGAUGAAGAGGAGGAAAAUGUGUAUGUCAACACCAGACCUGGAGAGCCCAAGAAACCCUGCAAAGCCUGACAACAGCUUAUAUUAUAAUAUACAGCAACAUACAGACCUUUGAAUGUAUUUGAGAGUUGAUCUACGUAUAUUACUAAUAUUGUAAUUUUUUUAUGUAAAAGCUGAAAUCAAACUGCAUGAAAGAAAUAAUGCAUUACAUAUAGUUUUGCUGCAGAAAAUAUAGAUGCAACACUUGUAUUUAAUAUAAUCAAAUUAUAUUGACAAAUUUAUCAGUAUGGUUAGAAUGUUUUUUUUUCUUUUUUUUCAGAUUUCACAAACAGACCUCACCUCAUGUUUUCGGGUUGCAAACUGAAAAAAGCUGACAAUAUAUGUGCUCACUGUUACUCAUUACAACAAAAUUAUGUUUUCUGUCAGUAUUUUUUUUUUUACAUACAGUUGGAGUUAGACAGUGUGUGCUUGUUCAGCUGGGCAGGGAUGUUCAAGAUAUUACAUUGCUCAAUUUGGUAUUAUUAGCAAAAUGUUUGACUUAUGAUACUUAAAUAAAAAAGUUUAACAGACUGUAGGGCUACUGAAAUUAUAUUGCAUGUAAAUUGUACAUUAUAUUCUAAAUAUUUUAUUUUAAACAUUCUUUAAACAUUUUGUUUAGAAAAAUACAAA